AAGGAAAGCAAAGUUUUGGAAGCGUUCCGAAUCUUCGUCUUUUUUUUUUUUUUAGGUUUAAAUUUCGGGCUGGCUUUUCUGUAUUUAAAUCGAGACGGAAUUCCCCAUCGCGCCUGUUAAUUAUUAAAGGAACAAAUCCUCUGAUUUCUCAGGGAAUCCUUUCAUUUUUUGAAGAUCACUUUGAAAUCAAAUUGUCAAAGCUAGAAGAAAUGUCAUCUAAAUCUGACUGGUUAACUAAUCUGCAUAAAGAGCAGGAAGGACUGACCUGCACGGAAGAGAAAAUUGAGUUCACUAUUUUCAAGUCAAACUGAGAAGAGAAAAUGGCAGAAUUGGACGAACGGCUGUGCCGGUUACAAAAUGAAUUCAAAAAAUUGAGAGUCGACUCCGGAGGGGCCAGAAGACACGGAAAGUCGCCCAAGUACGGUGCCUCGACCAGACAUGGGGCCAAGGACUGCGUCCCCAACAAGACGUCGAGAAGUGCAGCCCUUCGACACCUUGCUUGCCCCGAAGCCGUCCACCGUCUCUUUCAGAUUCCGGACCGUCCUACCCGGACAGACGGAGGUGCCACACACACGGGUUUUGGGAGGGAGGAAGGGAGGCCAUCCAGUGGCCCGUCGGGAGCCGAGACGUCGGACGGAGGAGAAAAGAGUCGUGAGCUGACAUGUUCUCGACAGGCAAGAAUGGACGAUGUCACUGUCGACGAAUUGGCAGGAUAUUUCGACAAUCUGGUAUACAUCCCGCGUAAGAUGUCACACAUGGCAGAGAUGAUGUACACGUAGAAACUGGUCCCGAGGAAAUUUACAAAAAACUCUUUAUUUGGAAAUACAUCUGUAUUACAAUCGUCGAUAGCAAUAAAAUGACAAUUUAAAUCAC
Molecule: messenger RNA, 873 nt
Organism: Centruroides sculpturatus (bark scorpion)
Lineage: Eukaryota; Metazoa; Arthropoda; Arachnida; Scorpiones; Buthidae
Exons: 4
Coding region: 321-779 (152 amino acids)
Biological process (GO): cellular response to hydrogen peroxide
Source: RefSeq, a predicted model, not a curated record